This is a messenger RNA of Chlorella variabilis, 408 nucleotides long. Its product is annotated as expressed protein. The transcript has 3 exons. Bases 1 to 408 code for a protein of 135 amino acids. Lineage: Eukaryota; Viridiplantae; Chlorophyta; Trebouxiophyceae; Chlorellales; Chlorellaceae. The record is from RefSeq and is a predicted model, not a curated record.
AUGCGGCAGGCGCUGCUGGCACGGGGGCAUGCCCCGCCAAAGGUGGAGGCCAUGCUGACCAGCUCCGAUGCAGGCAUCUUCAUCUGGGGCAACAAGGACACCGACUCGCUGGAUGCAGCAGCCAGCACCGUAGAGAAGCUGGACUUUGCCCGCAACGGCCCAGCUCUGGCAGCAUACUUCCACGCUCUCCAGACAGACACCUGGAAGCCCUCCAAGAGCAUGUCACAGUACAAGGCCGACCACGAGCGGCGCCAUCGGGCGGCAAAUGCGGCGCUGCCUCGCUGGGUGGCGACGCAGCCCAGCCUGGAGGACAUCCGGCAGAAUGCACGCGUGCCAAGGUCCCUGCUGCCCACGCUGGAACAGCUGUGGGCCAGCCAUCAGCGUGCACAGCAACUGGCAGCUUCGUAA